AUAAGCAGAGCGCAUGUAAAUAGUGAACCACAUGUUUCGGUGAUCCGCAAUUCUAUGUACGCAAUCUGUACACAAAAUUUUGUAGGUCCGUCAUCUAUUUCGCAAUGCACAAGGUACGCACUGCGCUUAUACUGACAUCGACGAUUACUGAGGUGGCUGUCAGCUAAGAUUGUGAGAAUUCUGAACAAAUAAAACAGAAACAGAAACGUCCUCGUUGCAAGUGAGCCCUUAAUUCUCUGAACUAGAUUUCUGCUCAGUAAAGCAUAAAAGGACAAGAUGUCAGAAGACUGGGGGGCCUCUUCGGUGUCGGGUGGAUCCAGCUUUGGAAAGAGUAGUUUUGGUGGAUCAAGUGGUGGGGUCAAAGACGAUGGAUUUGGCGUUGGAGUCGGUCGAGGUCGAGGAAGGGGUCGCGGGUUUAGCCCCUUUGCUUCAAACGGUGGUGUCGGUGGUAUGACCAAUGGGACUACCAAUGGAGGAGGAGAGAGUAGCGGUGGGUGGGAUGAGAGCCCAUCUAAGAGUGGCUCAAGUAGCAGUCCAUGGGGCGGUGAUGGUGAUAAUGGGUUCGGCAAGAGUAGCUUUGGUAGCAAAUCGUUCGGUGGAGGAGGAGGAGGUGGUGGUGGUGGGGGCCGAGGUGCUGAAUCAGGAGGAGGACGAGGAGGAGGAGGAUUCGGCGGCAGACGAGGAGGACGUGGAGGUGGAGAUAGAUCCUGUUAUAACUGCGGUGAAACAGGUCACAUGUCAAGAGAAUGUCCCACAAAGGACUCGUCAGGAGGAGGACGUGGUGGUGGUGGUGGCGAUAGAAGUUGCUACAAUUGCGGCGAGACCGGACACAUGUCACGAGAGUGUCCAACAAAAGACUCUUCGGGUGGAGGAGGUGGAGGUGGUGGAAAGUGCUUUAGAUGUCAAGAAGAAGGCCACUUUGCCAAGGAAUGCCCCAAUCCAGAUACAAGAAAUGAAGGCGAAGGUGGUGAAGCCAAGCCGCCAGCAUCCACCUACGUUCCUCCCGACCCAUCCGAGGAAGAAUCACAGAUCUACAUAAGCACUGAACAAGGAAUCAACUUCAACAAGUAUGAUGAUAUACCCGUAGAAGUCAGUGGUCGAGACAGGCCCAAAAAUAUACGAGCUUUUGAGGAGGCCGAGCUAGAUGAGACAGUGUUGUCCAAUGUGCGUAAGGCUCACUACGCUAAGCCAACACCUGUGCAGAAGUAUGGUAUGCCCAUCAUUUCUUGUGGACGUGAUCUGAUGGCCUGUGCACAAACAGGAUCAGGAAAGACGGCGGCAUUCCUCCUACCCAUCAUCACCAACAUGAUCACCCACGGAGGCUGCAUCAGCACCUUCAACGUGAUCCAGGAACCUCUGGCCCUCAUUGUCUCGCCAACCCGCGAGCUGGCCAUCCAGAUCUACAACGAGGCACGCAAGUUCUGCCGCGGCACCACCAUACGACCUGUGGUGGUGUACGGAGGCACCAGCGUCAGUCAUCAGAUGAGAGAGUGUCAGAAGGGAUGCUCCAUCCUGGUGGCCACGCCCGGACGUAUGCAUGACUUCGUAACCAGAGGAUAUAUCGGCCUAGGCAAGCUGAAGUUCCUGAUCCUUGACGAAGCCGACCGUAUGUUGGACAUGGGUUUCGGUCCUGAUAUCCAGAGACUGAUCGAGCACCCUCACAUGCCUGCCAAGGGUGAUCGUCAGACCCUGAUGUUCAGUGCGACCUUCCCCAACGAGGUCCAGGAGAAGGCAGGGGAGUACCUCAACGACUAUCUCUUCCUGACGGUAGGGAGGGUAGGAGGAGCUGCCUCUGACAUCGAGCAGAGGGUGUUCUCGGUCGGGCAGUUCGACAAGCGAGAUAAGCUAAUGGAGAUCCUGAGGGAUCAGAAAGAUGAUGACCGUACUCUGGUGUUUGUUUCGACAAAGAGGAAUGCUGAUUUCUUGGCCUCUCUUCUCAGUCAAUCUGAAUUCCCCACCACCAGCAUCCAUGGUGACCGUCAGCAGCAGGAGCGUGAAGAAGCCCUGCGUGACUUCAAGACCGGCAAGGCACCAAUCCUCGUUGCCACGUCUGUAGCCGCCAGAGGUCUGGACAUCCCAGGGGUCAAGCACGUGGUCAACUACGACCUUCCAAGCGACAUCGACGAGUACGUGCAUCGCAUCGGGCGUACCGGACGUGUUGGAAACCUUGGACGAUCAACUAGCUUCUAUGAUGCAGAAAAGGAUGCUAACAUCGCGAGAGCUCUCAUUAAAAUCUUGGCUGAUGCACAGCAGGAAGUACCAGAGUUCUUAGAGGAGGCUGCUGAUUCGGCCAUUGGAACGUACCAUGGCAACGCUGGAGGAAGCUUUGGAGGCAGGGACACCAGGAAGUUCGGUGGUCGAGGAGGAGGAAGGGGAGGAGGAAGUGGCGGUGGUGGUGGAGACGAGUGGGGAUCUGGAGGAGGAGGCGGUGGCGGCGGCGGCGGCGGCGGAGGAGGAGCUGCUGAUGAUGAAUCAUGGGAUUAGGUUGCCAUUGCAAUCAAAGCAAGCUUCCACCCGUAUGAUAUCUGCACUUUCCUGGAGAAGAAACACAAAUGAGAUUCGUCUUUGAGAAGGACAUCGAUCCAUAAACAUUUGAAUCAAUGAAGAAAAAUUCAUUUGCACAUCUCCAGCGGAAGACGGCAGUGAGAAAUCAAAGUAUGAAGAAAGAGGAAGGAGUUGAGCUUUUGUUGAGAAUAUUGUUCAAGAAUAUUCCAUCAGACCUUUCUAUAUAUAUUACGAAUACAUGAAUCAACCUUCUUGUAAAUGGUUUGUGCUUUCAUGAUGUAUUAGUGCCUCAGCACUGCGAGUUAAGUGAUUAUCAUUUCAUUGUUGACAGUUUUGUCAUGUUCACCGCAGUUUUGUUUUGUGUGAGCACUCUUGUUUUGGAAGUGAUAAAGGAAAUAUUCCAGCUUUGAUGCUUUUGUUUUAAAAGAGGUUAAUGUUGUAACAUUAUAGAGCAGUUGUCUGAAAAAAGCGUAGGUUGGAAUGAGACACAAUGUACAGAUUUAAGCAUUUAACCUGCUAUGAUUGGCAGAAAAUGACAUAUCUUAGUAGAUAAAUGCAUGGAACAAAAUGAAGAAAAAAAAUUCUUCUUUCAUAAUCGUUAAAAUUGGCAAAAGUCGUUGCUAGCAACUGCAGUAGUAAGAAGUAGAAUCUACUUGAUAUUUAGACAAACGUUCUAAAAAGAAAGAGAAGCUGUCUCUGAUCGGUAUUAAUUGCAUUUCUUAACUCUUUAGAGUAGGCAUGCCACAUCCGAUAAUGCAUACUUUAUAUCUUUCUUCUGAUUACUAGAAUGUAAGCCUAGAUAGUCAUUCCUGACCUACAUAUUCAUUUUAUUUCAUGACAUGAGGUUAGUUUCAUAAUUUGUUUGAUAAGUAUCAUCUUUGAUCUACUCUAACAAUUCCAUUAGAAUAGAUUUAAUCAUAUAUCAUCAAGUAUAAUCUUUUCCUAUCCAUUUACUUUUUAUGCUUUUAAAUCAUGUUCAACUAUUUUUUUAUACGUAGCUAGGUUCAAAUCAAUACUGUUUCUAUUUUAAUGUUCUUAUUGUUAAGUUGUUUGUUUGUUGCCAUUAUGUGGUAUUUUGAGCUGACAAUCCGUCAGCGAUAGUUAUACAAACGGAUAGAACCAAAGGAGGGAAAAUUUCCUUGAAUGUUAUGCAGAGAAGUUAUGCAAGAUGGCCGGAAUACGGGCCGAUAAAAAGGGGUGGAAAAAGAAAGAUGGAAUAAGCGAUGACUAAAAGCGGAAGCGGUAGAGAAAAAACGCCCAAAACACCACGACAGUAUUAACAUCAAAUCCGUCCAAACCUAGAAAGUAUGAUAGUGCUACUUUGGUAGCCAGAAUGGGUAUCCUCACAUGUCUUGGUUGGAGAGCAUCUUGGUGAUGUUCUCCUACCUUUGGAAUAAGCAGUUCCUGUGUAGCCCCUGUUCAUUUCGAAAGGGGCAAGGAAGGAACUUGGGUGACAUGUUGCAAAGACACAUUCCCUAGAUGUGUAAGAAGGGACACAGUAGCUUUGUCACGCCUCUGCACCUGUUUACUACAUAGUCGUGCUGAGAGCUAGAAGGGCAUUAACUCUGUUGAAGUCUGCAAGUUAACGCCCUUCUGCCACUCAGGAAAUGUCUUCAUGUGAGGUGCACAUCAAAUACUUUCUUAGGUUGCCCAGUGUCCAGUAGUUCUACUCGAACGUACUGGAGCAACAAGAAAUGCCAAAGCCUUGUCUUCUUCAGUGCUAGUUCCUCUGGAAUCUACAGUGUGUGUGUUCAUCAAAGACUUUAUUGUACCUUGCCAAAUGUGUUUCUCUUUGUGUGCCAUCGGCUGAUAGUGUUAAGCAGAAUCAGUAAUGUCCUCUUCUCCACUCGGGAAUGGUUUGGUUUCUGGGAGUGUGUUUGAUAUCGGGUUCUUCGGCUGUAUUUGGAGCCCUGUGUAAGCCAUAGGACAGGUCUAUGGAAGAUCGUGCAUCGUUAGAGUUGUUUUUGGAGGCCGUGUUUGUGUCGACACCAAGACUUCUUAUUCAUCAUAAUCCAGUCUGAAAUAAAGUUUUGUUACUUAGAGUGUAAGUGAGUAACACAACUUGAUUCUAGUUUGGGUUGGUUACAGACUUGUUCAAGUAGCAACUACUUGGAAGUAUGGUUGGUACCAUGAGAGCUUUCAUGUUCCUUUAAUUGUGAGAUAAUCGAGGGCCAUUAUGCCAUUCUUGGCAAAGCUUUUCUUGGCGUAUAAUGGAUACAGUUUAAGUACAACUCAUUCCGUAUUUGUAAUUUUCUCAGGGUGUCAAGCAUUGAUUUUUUUUUUUGUACAUAUACAACAAACCAAAGUAUUCAUUAUGCAAUAGUUUCACGUCGGCAAGGUUUUUGUUGGGAAUCCAGCAGUCUCGGUACAAUUGCUAAGUCCUGGGACCCUGUCUUAUGUUAAGGGGUAUUUUGAUUGGUCUCUAAAUGUAGACCAAGAAGUUCGGCUCUUUAUCUAUGGGACAGUCUGCACCCCAGAUGCGGGCUUUCAAUUAAUCCGUCCCUGUUCUUUCACAUUGUUUUUGUUUUGUUUGUACUUCCACUUACCCUUUAGGGGUUUUGUGGAUACUGAAUGUUUGUUUACCAUGGUAGGCCAAGAGAGAAUUGGGACCUUGUGGAUUUGUUCCUUUUUACAGGGUCCUCGCCAUUACCAAAGAAAAUGUUGUGUUAUCUUGUUAUUUUAACAUUACUUGCCUUUAUGGGAUUUUAGGCUGAAAUUAGUCAUUCCAUUUGUUGUUUUCCUUACCAAGUGCCAAAUUUAUAUAUUUUUUAAAAACAAAGUUAAUGUAAACUAUGCACAGACUUAUUUUGUAUGCGUCUGCUCCUCACAUCUUUUAGAAAGGAGAUUCAAGGAUGUUUUAUAAUGACAGCAUCUCCAUUCUCCAGGUAGUUGGGGGUUUAAUAAUUCUUUGCCUUGGUAGCAUCUAAAAUGAAAGGCUUUGAAAAAGGGAAGGGUAUUCUCCACCUUUUCUAAAUCGAAUGGAAUAUAUUUAUAGAGUUCUUAAAAUUGAUCUUUGAGUUUCCAUUUAGUUUUUGCAAUGCUGUUUAUACAGUGAUUCUGAAUGGAUUGCUCUGUCAUUUGAAAACAACUGAACAAAUUAUAAUCAAAAGUUCAACAUACUAAUUAGGCAUGACAUAGGUGUGUGCCCCAGAAUUGAAGACCAUUGUUUAAUGUAGCCUUUGGUUUGGAAGAUUUGAUGUAUAACAUGACCCUUGGUUGAAGGUGCAUGUUAUCCAUUAGAUCAAUCUCCACUUAAACCUUUCAAGGUCUCGGCCCCAACAUCGGAACACUGCAGGGGAUUGUAGAGAAGAAGUGUGUUUUGACAUUUUAGAGGAGUAUCGAGAUGUGUCCAGCAUGUGCUUUUCGAAUAAAAAUCGAAUACACGAUAGUAGGCCUUGUUGAAUGGCUCCAUUAAGUUUGGUUUCGCUGAUGGGUGCUGAAAUUUCAGUUCAUUCUCUAAACUCUAGAUGACAUGAUUCUUGGAUGCAUGUCUUCUGAUUUGGGGAAUAUUGCAGGAAAUAAUGCCUUUCAAAGAACAGGAUCUUCGUAGAAUGGCUAGUGUGUUUUGUUACCGAUGGGAGUUGUUCAUCCUUGGUUGUUGUCUUGGUCUUCCUGAACCUUCCCACAUCCAUUUAAUCAUGGACAGACUUGAAAGUCGCUUUGUCGGAGGAUCACUCAGGCUGAUGAUGUGUGGCAGGUAGGCAUGACUUCACUCAGGAAGUAUGUUUACAUUUCGGAAGGGUGAGCUAAAGGUUGAGAUGAAACGAAGCAGUCACUUGACCUGUCAAGAAGACGGGUCUGUGACGAGGAAGCAUUAGUAUUAAAAGGCGGCAUACAUCGGACGGUCCUGUGUUUACCCUUGGACUCCUUCAUACUCCUUGUCUAACCAAUGGAAAGUGGGUAUGGAGGGGUAGAGGUUUUAGUGGUGGAAAUUCUUCCAGUUAAUACGGUAUGGAAGAAUUCAAAUAGAUGGGCAAGAAGUACUAGAAUCCUGUGGUGAUGGAUUUUCCAUCUGAACCGUGUGUGAAUUAUGCGUCCUUAAUGGACAUGCGUGAAAGUUGUGCAUUCAAGUUGAAGCACUCUGGUUACCUAAGAUUGGUCGUGGAGAAGGAUGAUUUUGGUAGGAAAUGAAAAGUGAUGUUUGCUAGUAAAGUCUGCUCACGAGAUAGUCAUUUAUUCUUUACCUUAGUGUGUAUUAGUUGAUCACCUAUCCAUUCCAUUUUCCCCGAUUUUAUCCCGAUUUUCCCCUUAUAUUCUCUAUUCUUAAACGUGUUGAGUUGUCAAAAGUUUUGACAGAAAAUAAAUAAAAUUUUGCAUCACA
Molecule: messenger RNA, 6826 nt
Organism: Strongylocentrotus purpuratus (purple sea urchin)
Lineage: Eukaryota; Metazoa; Echinodermata; Echinoidea; Camarodonta; Strongylocentrotidae
Gene: ddx4
Product: vasa protein
Exons: 17
Coding region: 277-2484 (735 amino acids)
Biological process (GO): cell differentiation; gamete generation
Cellular component (GO): nucleus; P granule
Molecular function (GO): ATP binding; RNA helicase activity; zinc ion binding
Source: RefSeq, a predicted model, not a curated record